This is a messenger RNA of Lichtheimia ornata, 663 nucleotides long. RefSeq lists its product as uncharacterized. The record is from RefSeq and is a predicted model, not a curated record. The coding region runs from base 1 to 663 and encodes 220 amino acids. Gene Ontology annotation, biological process: vacuolar proton-transporting V-type ATPase complex assembly. NCBI's taxonomy places the organism in Eukaryota, Fungi, Mucoromycota, Mucoromycetes, Mucorales, Lichtheimiaceae. The transcript has 4 exons. Gene Ontology annotation, cellular component: extrinsic component of endoplasmic reticulum membrane.
AUGACCGAAUCGCUGGACGACGAUCUUGAAUCCGUUUGCAAGCAGCUAGAUUCGCUUUCUCUCAAGUAUCUGGAAAAAGUAGAAGAGUAUAGUCAGAGAUGGCAACAGAACGGUAGACAAUUUCAACAAGGCUUCCUCCAUUUGGCGCAUGCAAAGUAUACGAUGGGGCCUGGCAAGAUUUCACAGUGUUAUUAUGACGAGCGUAUGAAGGCUACCUCUCAAAUUCGUGUUGAGGAAGACACUGAACGCUUUACGUCCAUCAAAGUCGCCCCACAACAACAAGAAUCGACAUCCACCAGUACAAAAUCAUCAUCCAAGCAACAGCUACCACCACCACAACAACAGCCAACCGAUAGUCCCAUACGUCGUCGUCGAAGAGAGCCAAACAGCAAUGGCCAUUGGGUACAAGAUGAGAAUAAGAAGACCAAUGAAUUCGAGAUGCAACACCAAUCCAAAAAGUCGACGAUUCGUGAUCCCCUGCAUUGGUUUGGGUUACUUGUGUCACCUUCGUUAAGAGCAUCCCAAGAUCAUUUCAAGACUGUUACCCAGCAACUUGUGGAGCAAGCCAAUUGCAUUCAUGACUUGGAUUCCUUGGAAAAUGAAUAUCGACAAUUAGAGAAGCGGAAACAAAAGCUACUAGGCUUGAAGCAAUACAAUGAUUAG